Messenger RNA from Mytilus trossulus (common blue mussel), 1643 nucleotides. RefSeq lists its product as uncharacterized. Bases 214 to 1626 code for a protein of 470 amino acids. The record is from RefSeq and is a predicted model, not a curated record. Lineage: Eukaryota; Metazoa; Mollusca; Bivalvia; Mytilida; Mytilidae. The transcript is spliced from 2 exons.
UUAAUCAAGUACUGGGUUGAGCUGUUAGAGUAUUAUGAGCUUAAAGUUUAAUUAUAAGAACAGAUCUUGUCAUUAAGUUGACAUUGUUUUCUCUACAGUCUAAACCUACUGAAUAGCCAAAGCCAAAAUUUCUCAAAAUUUCAAAGUUUUAUAUAUUUAAGAUAUAGAAAAAUAUUUUGAAAUAGUGCUUGAUUGUUAUUAUACUUUGUGAAAAUGAAGUUUGAAGAAAAUCAAGGAAGAAAACGUAUUUUAAUAAACAAUGAAUUGGUAAAUCUAGACAGUCCUGAGCUUAUUAUAAACAAGGCACAGAAAACAUUUCAGACACGAACACCUCUCAACCGCAACCUCUCAAGAACUUCAGAAACAACCGUCACUCCAGUGCGCAAUUUAAAUAUUUCAUGGGAUGACAAUUUCACGAACAUCAACAACGACAGAGCUUCGUCGACACCAGAAGCAGACGAUAACAGGAACAUAGCUCGUGCAUAUAAUUUUAAUAUUACCGAGAUUGAUAAUAAUGAUCAAAAUAUUAUUUCUGAUGUCGAACAGUUCGAAGACAUCGGCUCGUCUUCUGAUAGCGACAUGUCAACUGAUUCUGAUAAUGAGAACAUGCCGGAAAUUGACUACCAAGAAGAACUUGAAUCGAGACUCUUUUACUACGCAAGUUUUGUUUACCAGGAAGAUUGCAUAACACGAGAAGUAGAGGGCUGUGAUGAUUUAGACGGAACAAUGCAGAGUUUCUCGAACAACAACAACUUAACCUACACAGUACACACUGCAUCAAGUGAGGAUCGGGCAUCAGAUGUGUCUGAACUAACUGGUGAUAUUUGUUUCUUUCUCUCUUCAUCAUCCACAAACCUCAGAGAAUUCAUUCCACAUGCGUCUUCGUCUAUAUGGCAGCAAUCAGAGGCAAAUCGAUCGAUAGGCAACAUUUUAUCAUUAAAUCAAACACUUGCCGAUUCUGAAUUUCAACAAUCGAUGGAAGCGGAUCGAUCAAUAGGCAACAUGUUAUUCUUAAAUCAAACUCUAGGCGAUUCGGAAUUUCAACAAUCGAUGGAAGCCAAUAAAUCAGGAGACAAUAUUUUGAUAGACAUCGAUUCGGAAUGUAAACAAUCGAUGGAAUCAAAUCAAUCAGCAGGCAACAUCUUUGUAUUAAAUCCAACAAACAACGAUUUGGAAUUUGAACAAUCGAUCAGCGUCCAUCUUCAUGACGAAACACCAUGUUGCAGCAGUGACUCGUUAACAGCUAUUGCGUCAUCAACCAUCGAACGUGACGUGUUCAGUUUAGACGAUUCUGACAAAGAUUCCAUAAAGUUUAUACCAACAAAUAAGAGUAAUAUCCUACGCCGUACAAGUACAGUCUACAAUCUGAAUGAUGUCACAAUUCCUUCAAACGCAAGAAUACCAACUUCUGCACCACCGAACUCCCCUAUGACCCCGAGAUCUAUACUGAAAGCCAUAAAGACUGCUACAAGAUCGUUUACAAAGAGGUCGAAAGAUCAAAGCAAUGCUGACGAUGUAGAAAUACAUUUACUAGAUAAAAGGACAGUAGCAAAAAAGAUGCAAAGAUUUCGGGACAGUUUUCGUCGAAAGGACAAACGGCAAAUAAAAACUCUGGCCAAUUUGUAAAAUUUAUGUGAUUUAUA